AGAACGUGUAGAGCAUUUUAUUUUGUUUUGAUCGCUCAGCCUCAAAGACUGCGAACAUGGCACUGGAAGAUAUCCACAUGAACACCCAGGACUUGCUUGAAAAGCAACAACUGGAUGCUGGAGGGUUUGGAACAAUUUCUUUGUGCUUUCACAGGAAACAUGGAUACGUAGUAUUAAAAACAGUGUACACAGGACCUCAGCGCACAGAAUACAAUGCUUCCCUCCUUGAAGAAGGCAGGAUCAUGCGUAAACUGCAGCAUGACCGGGUGGUAAAGCUACUAGGUAUAAUUUUGGAAGAUGGAAACUACUCACUUGUAAUGGAGUAUGUGAACCGGGGAAACUUGAUGAAAGCUCUACAGAAACUCUCCAUGCCUCUAUCAGUGAAAGGGCGUUUUGUGCUGGAGAUCACAGAAGGAAUGCUUUACCUACAUGAGCAAGGCCUAGUACAUAAAGACCUAAAACCAGAAAACAUCCUUGUGGACACAGACUUCCACAUUAAGAUUGCAGAUCUUGGUGUUGCCUCCUUUAAGAACUGGAGCCGGCUGACCAAAGAGGAGACUCUCCGCCAGAAGCAAAUCAAGAGCGCUUCCCAGAGCAACGCUGGCACUCUCUUCUAUAUGGCCCCAGAGCACUUAAGGUCUAUUAAUGUAAAACCUGUGGAGAAGUCAGACGUUUACAGCUUUGGCAUAGUGAUUUGGGCAAUUUUUGCUGACAAAGAGCCAUAUGAACAUGGUAUAAAUGAAGCUCAGAUUUGCUUUGGCAUCAUUAAUGGGAACAGACCAGACAUAAAAGAGAUUAUUGCAAAAUGUCCAGAGGAAAUUAUUGACUUAAUGAGACAAUGUUGGGAGGAAGACCCAGAGAAACGGCCAGCCUUUGCGGAAAUUUGUGAAAAAUACAAGCCAUUUUACUAUCAAAAUUUAGAGAAAAAUGUCGAAGAUGAUCUAAAAAAGUUACAAAAAAUGUGGCCUGAGCCAAACGAACUGCUGACCAGGAUGCAAUCCCUUCAAAUAGAUGCUGUGGCAGAAGGUAGCAGUAAUGGUCAAGUAG
Messenger RNA from Tinamus guttatus (white-throated tinamou), 1047 nucleotides. The record is from RefSeq and is a predicted model, not a curated record. Lineage: Eukaryota; Metazoa; Chordata; Aves; Tinamiformes; Tinamidae.